UAAUCCGAACAUCUGUUAUGUAAUAAGCGUUUAACAUCUUACGUUGUUCUUCAAAUAAGAUUCCGAUUUAUGCGAUUGGGAAUACGAAAGAAAGAACAGCGCACUUUUAAUGUUUGCUGUUGCUGUUGAUGAUGAUGAUGAAACGUUGUUAAUUGCAAAAGUACAUUUCGUUUAUUGCUUUAAUUCCUGAUCGAACAAAACGUGCAGACUAUGCCGAACGCACACUCUCACACGCUCAGUCCACGCACUCAAACAGACACACUCACACACCUGCUUCGUUUACUUGGCUUUGCAUCGACCAAAUAGAAUUGCGGAAGGUGAAAUAGUGUUAGUGUCAGUGCGCUAGUCCAGAGGCAAGUUUGCUUUUAUUUUGCUUUCGGAGUUGCGGUUUAGUGGAUGCACUUCUUACAUCCGAAGAGACGAUAUUUUUGUAUCAAACAUCAAAUAGACAACAACAAUAACAAAAUGAGGUUCGCUUUUGAAUUUCUGGUAUCUGUUUACUGCUUCUUCGGAAUGUUAUCAAUUGGUUCUGGUCAGGAUUUUGGGUACGAGGGAACCGUAGGUCCAAACUUUUGGGGUGAGAAGUACCAUCACUGCAUUGGUAAGCACCAAAGUCCGAUCAACAUCGAGGAGCACAACGUCGAGAUGGUCAAGUUGUUCCCGAUGCAAUUCGAGAACUUCGAUUUCGUGCCCGAAGAAGCUGUGAUCAAGAACAACGGACACACAGUUAUCGUUACGAUCAAUUCGACGAAAAUGCCUUUGAUAUCUGGUGGACCUCUGCUUGGGAAAUAUCAGUUCGCGCAGUUGCAUUUCCAUUGGGGCUCCGACGAUUCCGAAGGAUCCGAGAACAAGAUCAACAAUAGCAGUUAUCCUAUGGAAUUGCACAUGGUAUUUUUCCAGAGGGCUUACGGGACGAUCCAAGAUGCAAUCGAUCAUCCGGACGGUUUGACCGUUUUAUCCUUCCUGUACUCGAAUGCUGAAGUUGAGAACAGCAACUACAAUGCGAUUACUGAGGUUCUGCCUGAUAUUGAAGAGGCGAACACUUCUUUGACGAUGACGAACAUGCCCACGUUCGAUCAGAUGCUGAUGAAGAAUAGGUCCAUCUACUUCACGUACGGUGGUUCUUUGACGACGCCGCCUUGCUCUGAGGUGGUCACUUGGAUCGAGUUCAAAAACACCAUUCCUUUGGCCCAUUCUCAGGUAAUAUUUAUAUGA
Messenger RNA from Nicrophorus vespilloides, 1215 nucleotides. Its product is annotated as carbonic anhydrase 15-like. Gene Ontology annotation, cellular component: cytoplasm. Lineage: Eukaryota; Metazoa; Arthropoda; Insecta; Coleoptera; Silphidae. The record is from RefSeq and is a predicted model, not a curated record. The transcript has 6 exons. Bases 397 to 1215 code for a protein of 272 amino acids. Gene Ontology annotation, molecular function: carbonate dehydratase activity; zinc ion binding.